Molecule: messenger RNA, 1284 nt
Organism: Exophiala spinifera
Lineage: Eukaryota; Fungi; Ascomycota; Eurotiomycetes; Chaetothyriales; Herpotrichiellaceae
Exons: 1
Coding region: 1-1284 (427 amino acids)
Source: RefSeq, a predicted model, not a curated record
AUGACCACAAACCCAGUCCACCUCUAUCGCUCCCUUCUCCGGGAAGCCACCUAUCUUCCCUUACCACAAUGCCGUACAUUUGUCAAAGAUCACAUCACCGCCUCCUUCCGGCGUUACCUGCCCAAAUACGCCAACAGCGAUGCACCCAAAUCUCGCUCCGGUAACCCCAUCACCUUUGAGCGGCAGACGAAGCUCCUCCACCGAGGCCGCAAGUUUCUGUCAUCCUUGCGCCGCGCAAAUGAGGGAUACACCGCCCACGUCGAGAAAGUCCUACGGAUGACGUAUGGCCGCGUCGGACCGCGACGAUACGCCCUCCUCGAACCAUGGCUACAAGUACCGGCGGCAUCUCUAGAUGAUACCGCUCAAGAAGACCUGCGUCAACCAUCUGAGUCGAAAUCAGGCUCGAGCCCCGGCACAGGGACCGAGACCGAGACCAAGACCGGUACAGCUCAUCAUAGAGGAGAAUCAGGCGCGAGCAACUCGAAGCAGGAAAAGAAGGGGAACCUCAAGACACAAGCACACGCACAAGCACAAGCACAAGCCAAGGCAACAACACCCAAGGCGGCCGACAAGGCAGCAGAAGAACUAAGCAUCGCAACCCCCCUCUCACCCCGUCGCCAAGCCUACUUCUCCUCGCAACUCGCAAAGUACAACAUCUCCCCCAACAUGCGCGCCCUCCUAGUGUCCCAGGCGACAGAACAGUCCAAAUUCGACCGCGCCAACCGACCCGCCGGCAAGAUCAGACCGACCUUCAAGCCCCCGCAGACCACCACGAUCUGGGGCGCUCCCCUCCCACCCAGCCGCGUCAAGAACCUCAAGCGCGAAUGGUACCACGCCAACCUCGCGGCCGCCCUCCCGCCGCUCCCUCAAGCAGAAUACAACGCCGUCCACGACCUGGUCAGCGGCAAGGCGCAGUUCCCACCCGUGCCACGGCGCAGACCGCGAGCGCGGCGCUCCGAGGCGGACCGGGGGCGAGAAGAAGCAGACAGACAAUCUGUGGUGAUCCUCGAGGGGCCCAGGCCCGGUGUCCGCUUCAAGGACUACACCCAUGGCCGUCCGCAUAAGAUGACGCCGCGCCUGCUCCGCCACCUUCUCUCGCGCGCCGUGCUCAAACAGACACCCUUCGUCGUCAAGGCCACCACCGACCCUGGCAGGACCAGGACUGUGACUGUCUCUGACCUCGCUUUCCACUGGGACGACGCCUUGACCCGAGAGCGCUACCAAACCACAAAGCUUACUAGCUCGAUAACUCGGAGACAGUGUGACCUACUAUUCGGAACAUGA